CUAGCGCUUUCACUGCUUAGUUAUUCCUUUCUUGGAACACUGGCAGGGGCUUUGUUCUUGUGCUUGCCUCUUCAGGGUUUCGUCCUUCGUUAAGCAAAGACCAAUUAAAGAUACAUUCCUAGGUUCUUUUCCCGCUAAGAGAGAUUACCUUAAUUAAUUCAGAAGCUACACAUAAAACAGCAACUUCUCUCUGAGUCCAAACGUUCAGUUCUAAACAUGGCGGCCCCAGCAACCAGCUCCGGCGCCACCAUUGUUAGCCAUCAGGACGCCUUCAGGACUGUGUUAGAUCGGAAGAACCGUUUACUCCCAGUCGUCCGCGAGUACUUGAGGCAGACAGGCGACGAUCUGGCGCACGUCGACGUCGAAGGCAACACAGUUCUCCAUUUUCUGGCCAUCGACGGCGAUGCAGUUGCCUUCAGAGAGCUCAAAAAAGACGGCCUGCCGACGAUCCAAAUGCUGAAGAAAGGAAACUUCAGAGGCGACACGCCCUUGCACCAAGCCGCGAGCUUUGGGCGCCUUAAUGUCGUCAAAAUCAUAAUGGAGAGGGACCCCGAGUUGGCUUUGGUGCGCAAUAAUUUGGGCGAGACGCCGCUGUACGUUGCGGUUGCCGCCGGGAACAAAGAUGUGUUUGAUUUUGUGAUGCAGAAACCAGAAGUCAAGGAAACCAUUACUACAAGGAGAAAUGACGGUUGCACUCUACUCCACGCCGCCGUACUGGGAGAAUACUAUAGUCUAGCUUUGGACAUAGUGAAAUCAUUUCCAAAUCUUGUUGAAGCACAUAAUGAGAAAGGAGAAACUGCAUUGAAUCUGUUAGCCAGCAAGCCGGUUUCCUUCAAAAGCGGGUCAGCAUAUUCGUUCAUAAAUCUGGGCGGUAGAUCAUUCAUUCCAGGACAACUGAUUCGCUGUAUAUCCUAUCUCCCAGUGUUUAUUCCACCAAUAGAUAAGAGAACAAUACCGAUAGCAGAUGCGGAAAGUCAACCCCGAAAUCGAUUUAUCCUGCAACAAAUAGCUUCUUGGCUAACGGAUCUAAAAUGGAAACUAAUAUCAGGGUACCGAUGGAUUCUUAGAGCAGUUUCCAUUUUGAUUAGAGGAGUUGUUGAUGUAAAGCAAAAGCACGCAUUAGCUGUAUUGCUAGCCAAAAGGUUAAUUGCAAAAGAAAAUGAUUGGAGCCACUACACUUAUGGAGAAAUCUCAAUGGACCUAAGGAAAAAUCAAGGCAAAACCAAUGACUCGGCUCUUCUACACCCUAUACGACUGCGUACUAUGCAUUUUUCUGCAGUUACUGCUUCACCCAAAAAUAAUAAAAUGAGAAACCCGCUCAUUCAAGCCGUAGAGAACAGCAUUGAAGAGUUAGUUGAGGAAAUACUAGAAAGAUUCCCGGAUGCAGCAUAUACUGUUGACAAGAAUGGAAAGAACGUACUGCAUAUAGCAGUGGAGCAGAAAGAUAAGCUGCUAUAUGACUACUUGAAGACAAAAGUUCGCAAGGACGUGAUGCUGACGGCCACUGAUGACCAGGGAAACACCAUUCUGCAUCUUGCAACAAAGCAAGGAAAUAGCCCUAGAAUUCUUCUAGGACAUAUGAACCAGAUGGCCUGGGAUGUAUGUUGGUUUAAGAGGGUAUGGUAUGAUUCUUCCUGUCAUUUCCAAUAUCACCGUAACUUAGAGGGGAAGACUCCAGGUGAACUGUUUCAAGAAAAUCAUGUCAUCUUAAGAGAAAAAGCCGAGAAGGCACUCAAAGAUAUGAACACUGGGUUAAUGUUGGUUUCUACUCUCAUUGGCACGGUCAACUACGCAACAUUAUUUACCAUCCCCGGAGGCUAUAAUGACGACACUAAAGACGGUAAAAGUUUCGGUCGUCCAAAGUUUUUUAGUACCAGGAAAGAAGAUCAACUUUUGUCGUUCCUGUGGUACGCUGGGGUAUCUUUAUUUUGCUCUGGAAUUGCUUUGGCAACCAUGCUUUUGAUUCAGCUAUCGAGGUUUACCAACGACGACUUCUACAUGACCUUGCCAUUGAGAUACGUUGGUUCUUUGGCUGCCCUGUUUGUCUCAGCCAUCUUUACAGUCACAGCUUGCGUUCAGACCUAUCUCCUCCUCGAAAUAAAUGUCAGCCCAUACUAUCUAAUGUGGCCACUCAUAGGCUACAUAAUCAUUCUUUCUGUAGAUGUAGUGUACCUCACCCUCGACUACAUGUAUUUUUGUCUCCGUUGUGCCGUUUCAUUUACCGGUCAAGAAAUGUAGAUCCAUUCGAACUCCUUCAAAGCUUUCUCUCGUUUCUCUUUUAGAUGUAAACUGCAUCAU
Molecule: messenger RNA, 2298 nt
Organism: Diospyros lotus (date-plum)
Lineage: Eukaryota; Viridiplantae; Streptophyta; Magnoliopsida; Ericales; Ebenaceae
Exons: 6
Coding region: 217-2238 (673 amino acids)
Molecular function (GO): protein binding
Source: RefSeq, a predicted model, not a curated record